Messenger RNA from Nicotiana tabacum (common tobacco), 550 nucleotides. The record is from RefSeq and is a predicted model, not a curated record. NCBI's taxonomy places the organism in Eukaryota, Viridiplantae, Streptophyta, Magnoliopsida, Solanales, Solanaceae.
GAAUUAAUUGCUUUAGGAGAAUUUGUUGGAGUAGAGAACAGAGGAUUAUCUGAAGCAGAAAUCAGCAAACACUUGCAUUCAUCUACAUUUCAAUCUAACAGUUCCAAGACCCUUAUUGAUCGAUGUGUGGUGUGUCAACUGGAAUACGAAGAAGGAGAGAAUCUAGUGGCACUUCCAUGUGAUCAUCCUUACCAUUCAGAUUGUAUACAAAAAUGGCUUCAGAUAAAGAAGAUUUGCCCUAUAUGUAGUGAUGAGGUCUCGUCCACUGAUGUACCCACGAAUGUAUAGCUCUAUGUCACUUGUUAGGGCGGAGCUAGGGUUAAUGUUACGGGUUCGGUUGAACUCAGUAACUUUGGUCUAAAUUCUGUAUUUGUUGUAAGAAAUUUAUUGAAUAUGUACAAAAUAUUAAUUUAGAAUACAUUAACUUAAAAGGACUAGAAUCCCCGUAAGAUUGGCUCUGCCGCUUUCUCUUGUAUAAAAUCAAAAUUCUUGUACUUAAAUCAGUCAAGAUUCAUUGAUAUUGCUAUGGGAAAUUGGGAACUGGAUUAAA